GCACGUCCCAGGGACGGACGGCCAAAAUGGCGGCGGCGCCGCGCGGCAGUGGAGGCCAUUACGUCCGCCCCUGGUGCAGCUCGCGGCCGGCAGCUGCCUCGAGGCCCGCCGGUCGGCCCAGGUCCCGCGCCCUUGCACCGCUCUGCCCUUCUAACGGCCUUCCGCGACUGCCUAAACCGAAGAGCAGUGGAAGGCAGCGCCGUGCCACCGCCCCAAGGCGCGGCUGCAGGCGGGGCCGCCUCCCGGCGGGCAGACGCGGCCAUGUCGGAGCAAGCGCUGGAGGAGGUCUCGGCCCUCGCCGCCAUCUACUGCGAGCCGGGCGCCUGCGAGGUGUUGGCGGCCUCAGAAACGGACGGAGUCACAUUUAGAAUUCAAAUCAACGUGGAAGAGCUAGUGGAUACAGAUAUACUCUUAAAGCUGCUAUUUCAUUUACCAGUCAAUUAUCCGUCAACUCUACCAGAAAUUUCUGUUAGCUCAGACCAGCUUACAAGGGCCCAGUGUAUGGACGUAAAAGAUAAAUUACUUGAACAAGCAAAGAAGCAUCUUUCUGAACCCAUGGUACAUGAGCUGGUUCUUUGGAUACAGCAGCAUCUUAAGUAUGUCAUUAAGCAACCAGCAACAGUUUGCAAUGAAAAAAAUACUUUGUCAAAAGGAGCAAGUACAGAGGAUGCUAUCUGGAUGCUCCUUUUGCAUUUAGAUCACAUGAGAGCGAAGGCAAAAUACGUCAGAACUGUGGAAAAAUGGGCUUCAGAUCUAAAACUGACUGGAAGACUGAUGUUCAUGGGCAAGAUAAUAUUGAUUCUUCUUCAGGGUGACAAGAGCAACAUUAAGGAGUACUUGAUUCUUCAGAAAACUUGUAAGGUCGAUGUGGACUCAAGCGGAAAGAAAUGCAAAGAGAAAAUGAUUAGUGUACUGUGUGAGACAAAAGUACAGUCACAGCAUAAAAGUAAAAGAGAUGGGUAAGCCUGUGAGCCCCUGGGGCACAGAAGUCAUCGAAAUGCGUACUGUGGUGCAUGUUCCUCCCUCCAGAGGAAGUGAAGCAGACACAGAAGUACAAAACACAAGGAAACGAAGCCGAAGCUCCCGAGAAUUGUUAAGAGUGCAUGUCUCAGUGUCUAAAAAGUAAGUGAAAUAUAUAUAGCUAUUGGAGUAAGACAUUUUACUUGCAAAAAAAAAAAAAAAAAAACAACCAAAAAACUGCAAAGAAAAAUGUUUUAACAAAUAAGAAGCUAACUUUCUUUUGGAUAUUGCAUUAUAAACAAUUAUUUGAAGCUUGUUUAGUAAAGUCUUGUUUCCUAUGAACUUGCUUGUGUCUAAAUUGUAUGCAUGAAAACUUUCCUGUAGGCAAGACACAACUGCUUUCCCAGGUGGAUUUCCCAGUGUCUGAUACUGGUUGUGAUCUGCAUAAAUCGUUAAAGUAUCAGUAUUAUUUUUCUUCUCAGUCUGCUACCUGUUUUCAUCAAACCUGUUAGAACUUCCUUCAGGUUGUUAACCUCAUUUUACCUGGAAUAAGUUGAAUUUAAAACUUAAAGAAAAAAUGCUUCCUUAUGGGCAGCACAGCCAUGUAACCAUACCUUACUGUGGAAGUCAGGCUGCAAUGAAAGCUGUAGCAGUAGGACUGAUGACUUGAAUAAUCAAGUUUUUUGGGAUGAAACUGUGGUUUAAUUGGCCUUUAUGAAUCCCUUGUUUUAUUAAGUGUGAGGAAAACAAAAGAUGAAUUAAGAAAGAGAAAGAUACAUUGACAUUGAAGUAAAAACUCAAACCCCACAUCAGCCCUACUUGCACGGCUGUUCUUAUAUGAAUACAUCACAUCCAGAGCAUCUGUUCUUAUCUUGGUGAGAUGUGCUCUGCUCCACAGAAGGAUGUGCUACCCCCAGCCAUGGGUGGGCACCUGCUAUCUCCAGAGGAGAUGUAGCUAGCUAUCUCAGGCAGGUUUGUUAGUAGAAGGCGUGUUUAGAGGGAGGAGCCUGAACAAAACUCCCUUCUUACUGUAUCAUCUUUGAAAACAUUAUUUGUAAUGUAUACAGACUGCAGUUAAGGGUUGUGAUCGAUAGAUCUUGAAAAGAAAUCUGUAUGAGCAGCUAAUCAUUUGGGAGAGUUUCAUGGCUUCAGUGGAAGUAAUGCAGAGUUCCAGAUGAGGGAAGUACCUUUCCUGAGGGGCAUCAUCAAUAUUGGGAAUUUGUCAGCCUUUUCCCCGCCUCCACCAGUUCCGUCUCAUUUAAGAUUAUAGUUCCCUCCCUCCCUGCUCCCCAUUUGUUGUUGUUAUUCCAGGGGAGACGAGACACUGUUAGAACUCCAAGAUGAAAAUCCUUUAUUAAAAAACUAAUUGAAAGUAGAUUUGGUUGUUUUGUGAAUAAAACUAAUUUUUGUAUUUCUAUAGUUUUAUCUCAUUUUCUCAUAACAAGUCUGUCUCUUAUUUCUGUGGGAAUGACCCACAAAAACACCAGUAUUAGAAUAAAUUAUGCACAGAGGAGCUGUAAUGAGCACAAAUUAAACAAACAAACAAAAACAUAGUGGAAAGAUGUUUUGUUUACAUGAUUUUCUUUAGAAACAGUUUAAUAAAACACAUAUAUGGAUGAUUUAAAA
Molecule: messenger RNA, 2586 nt
Organism: Numida meleagris (helmeted guineafowl)
Lineage: Eukaryota; Metazoa; Chordata; Aves; Galliformes; Numididae
Gene: RWDD3
Product: RWD domain containing 3
Exons: 4
Coding region: 262-963 (233 amino acids)
Biological process (GO): positive regulation of protein sumoylation; positive regulation of hypoxia-inducible factor-1alpha signaling pathway
Molecular function (GO): protein binding
Source: RefSeq, a predicted model, not a curated record